Molecule: messenger RNA, 1290 nt
Organism: Paraphaeosphaeria sporulosa
Lineage: Eukaryota; Fungi; Ascomycota; Dothideomycetes; Pleosporales; Didymosphaeriaceae
Exons: 7
Coding region: 28-1290 (420 amino acids)
Source: RefSeq, a predicted model, not a curated record
CUUUUCGCAUCAACAUACGACUGAACAAUGCGGUCUUGUUACGUUUUUCUGUUGCUCGUUGGGUUCAUCGUCGCUGUCCAGACACAGCUGACUCCGCCGCCUGAAUGUGGAGCUCUCUGUCUCAAAAAUGCGAUCGCAGCAUCAAACUGCUCCUCAACAGACACUCUUUGCAUCUGCACCGACACACAGUUGACCCAGACCGCUGAACUAUGUGUCGCCACAACAUGUACUGUUCGCGAAAGCUUGAGCACGAAGAACUACUCAAUGGCGACCUGUGGGGCACCAGUUCGAGACGAAACAUGGUCUACACUGUGGCUGGGAAUCGGGUUCUUCAUACUUUCGCUCGUAACAUUGCUGUUGCGUGUUCUAUCACGCUGGGUGUGUGAUACUCCAUUCUACUGGGACGAUUACGCUAUGUUUGGAGCCAUCGUGUCAGCUGCGGGAUUUGCAGGCACCAGCAUAGCAUUGUAUGUGCAUGGUCUCGGCAAAGACAUCUGGACUGUCUCGUUCAACGAUAUAACCUACAUGCUUAUUGCAUACUACCAUGGUGAAUGGGUUUACAGUAUUGCUGUGUUCUUCACCAUGACGUCAUUGCUUCUAUUCUACCUGCGAAUAUUCCCGACCAGGUCUGUAAAGAUCCAAGUUUGGAUCGUCAUGACUGUUGUCAUCCUUUAUACCGUCUUAGGAGCACUCAUCUCGAUCAAUCAAUGUACACCUAUACGAGGAGCAUGGGAAUACUGGGAUGGAGAAGAGAAGUUUCAUUGUCGGAACAGGAAUGCCUUGGGCUGGGCUUCCGCUAUCUGGAAGAUGGUCUUGGAUGUUGCGAUAAUCUUGCUUCCGCUCAGGCCACUUUCCCAGCUGGCACUGUCAAAGAAGAAGAAGGCGCAAGUUAUACUGAUGUUUGCUGUUGGCAUCUUUGUUACACUCGUCAGCAUGCUGCGGCUUCGGAGUCUUGCCAGUUUUGCAGACUCUCACAAUGCAACUUGGGACUACAAAGAGAUGGGCUACUGGAGUCAGAUCGAAGUCCAUGUCGGCAACGUGUGCGCUUGCAUGCCCGGCAUAUACUCGUUAUUGAAGAAGUUCUGGCCCAAGAUCAUCGGCACUAAACAGGAGUCGAGUCAUAUGAUGGACACGAUCGGGAGUGUUAAGCCUAAGAUGAAGGUGCAGUCCAGAAUGCGGUUAACUCUGGGGGACGAGGAGGACUUUGUGCGGCUGGAGGAUGAGGAUUAUGUAAUCUUGAACAAAGGACAGCCUAAAGCUGCUUCUAUUGCAAGUAAGACCUCGCGCUAA